AUGAUCAAACGUGACGACUACGAGCGUGUUGAAAAGCCAAACACUCGUGGCAAAGCUCUCGGUGGUAGCUCAUGCGCCAACUACUUCACCUGGAUCCCUGGUUCCAAGGCCACGUUUGACGAUUGGGCGGAGUUUGGCGGCCACCAGUGGACCUGGGAUAACUGUGUCCAGUAUCUCCGCAAAUGCGCCACAUACCAUGACGAUGAGAAACUCUACCCUGCUGAGCUCAGCAAGAUCGGAACUGGUGGUCCUCUCCAGAUCUCUCAUGCCGAGCUUGUUCCUGAGCUACAGCCGUUUCGGGACGCUCUUACGUCGGCCUGGGUUUCCAAGGGCGAGCCUCUCAGCGAGGAUAUCUACUCCGGCGAGAUGCACGGCCUCACUCACUGUGUAGACACUAUCUACAGGGGUGAACGCCAGGCCAGCUACCUUUUCGUCAAGGACAAGCCCAAUGUCACCAUUCUCUCUCCCUUCAUCUCCAAGAGCCUGAUCAUCGAUCCUGCUACUCGCACCUGCACUGGUGUGACUGUGAUCAACGCAACUACUGGUGCCGAGUUCAAUGUCUACGCCAACUACGAGGUCAUUGUCUCCCAGGGUGUCUUCGAGACGCCCAAGCUGCUCCUGCUCAGCGGCAUUGGCCCCGCAGAGGAGCUAUCCAAGCACGGUAUUGAUACAAUCGUCAACUCCCCCCAUGUCGGCAAGAACCUGAUCGACCACCCCAUCGUUCCAUUCGUCCUAAAACUCAAGGACGGCUACACCCUGGAUGACCACCUCCUCCGCGCAGGCCCGGCCAACGAAGCUGCCGUGGCUGCCUACCGCCGGGACAAGACGGGUCCCGUUGGCUCAGGUCUCUUGGAACUGGUUGGAUUCCCACGAAUUGACGAACGCCUGAAUAGAUAUGAAAGCUACCGCCAGGCCAAGGCAGCAAACGGCGGUCUGGACCCCUUCGGUCCUGCAGGCCAGCCUCAUUUCGAACUCGAUUUUGUCGGCAUCUUCAGCACCGCAUUCCAGUGGCACUACCCCGUCCCUAAACAGGGUAGCUACAUGACUGUCAUUGUGGAUCUGCUCCGCCCCGUCUCUGAGGGCGGAGAGGUCGUUUUGAACAGCACGAACCCCCUCGUGCAGCCGUACAUCAACUUGAACUUCUUCGCCAGUGAUCUGGACGUUCUCGCUAUGCGUGAGGGUGUGAGGUGGACCUAUGACAUCCUCAUGAAUGGCCAGGACUUCAAGGAUCUUGUCGUUGGCGAAUACCCAUGGGAAAUGCCAUUGAACUCCGAUGAGGCCAUGAACAAGGCUGUGUUGGAAAGGAGCCAGACUGGAUUCCACCCCUGCGGUACCGCCCGUCUAUCCAAGGACAUCAACCAGGGUGUCGUAGACUCCAACCUGUGCGUCCACGGUAUCAAGAAUCUCCGUGUCGCCGAUGCCUCUAUCAUCCCGGUCAUCCCAGACUGCCGAAUCCAGAACUCGGUAUACAUGAUUGGCGAGAAGGCUGCCGACAUCAUCAAAUCGCAAUACAAGCACCUCUACGAAGCCAAGAACAUCCCCUACUUCGUUUCCAGCAAGCUAUGAUUGGGAUACAUCCAUAAAAGCCCCUGCCUCUGUGCAGCCAAGGCUUACUUGCUGAAAGGGCUAAGUCUUAGUCUAAGGUGCUAUUUAGCUUGUUUAGAG
Messenger RNA from Monascus purpureus, 1665 nucleotides. NCBI's taxonomy places the organism in Eukaryota, Fungi, Ascomycota, Eurotiomycetes, Eurotiales, Aspergillaceae. The record is from the annotation of a GenBank genome assembly.